AGCGGGCGUGGCCUGCUCGCCUUCGGGGGCGGGCUGCGGUGGCGGGGGGGCGAGUGCUGCUUCAGAAAGAGCCGCCCCGCCCGCACGUGGCCUCCGGGAGACUAAAGCCCGCGACAGCGUUGGCGGGAGCCGUGUCUCGGACUCCUUAGGGAGGCAGCUGAGCACACGGCAGACCCCCUGGGAGACCUCCAUUCCAACCAGCUGACUGUCCUGUGCCCUCCAUGCCCACCAUGCAUCCUCAGUCAGUUCUGCAUAGCGGCUACUUCCACCCACUGCUCCGGAACUGGCAGACAGCCGCCACCAGCCUCAGCGCCUCCAACCUCAUCUACCCCAUCUUUGUCACGGAUGUUCCUGAUGACAAACAGCCCAUCGCCAGCCUCCCAGGAGUGGCCAGGUACGGUGUGAACCGGCUGGAAGAGAUGCUGAAACCCCUGGUGGAGGAGGGCCUACGCUGUGUCCUGAUCUUCGGUGUCCCCAGCAGAGUUCCCAAGGAUGAGCGGGGCUCCGCAGCCGACUCCGAGGACUCCCCGGCUAUCGAGGCCAUCCGCCUGUUGCGCAAGAAUUUCCCCAGCCUCCUGGUGGCCUGCGACGUGUGCCUGUGCCCCUACACCUCCCACGGUCACUGUGGGCUUCUGAGUGAGAAUGGGUCAUUCCAAGCUGAGGAGAGCCGCCAGCGGCUGGCAGAGGUGGCUCUGGCCUAUGCCAAGGCGGGGUGCCAGGUGGUGGCCCCGUCGGACAUGAUGGACGGACGCGUGGAGGCCAUCAAGGAAGCUCUGAUGGCACAUGGAUUCGGCAACAGGGUAUCAGUGAUGAGCUAUAGUGCCAAAUUCGCUUCUUGUUUCUAUGGACCUUUCCGGGACGCAGCUCAGUCGAGCCCGGCUUUUGGAGAUCGCCGCUGCUACCAGCUGCCACCUGGAGCACGAGGCCUGGCCCUCCGCGCGGUGGACCGGGAUGUUCGGGAGGGAGCGGACUUGCUCAUGGUGAAGCCAGGAACACCCUACCUGGACAUCGUACGGGAGGUAAAGAACAAGCACCCUGAGCUCCCCCUGGCUGUGUACCACGUUUCUGGAGAGUUCGCCAUGCUGUGGCACGGGGCCCAGGCUGGGGCAUUUGAUCUCAAGGCUGCUGUACUAGAGGUCAUGACUGCCUUCCGCAGAGCAGGUGCCGAUGUCAUCAUCACCUACUACACACCUCAGCUACUGCAGUGGCUGAAGGAGUGAUGGAGAAAGUGUACCAGAUUCAAGAACGAGAACUUUUCUAUUCCUGAGCCUUGCAGAAGUGAAAACCAAAGUAAACGAUGCUUUUAGAACUGUGCACUCCUGCCCUCUUCCUGCUUAUGUGCUGGCGGGUGCCUGGAAGCCCUGGGCGGUUUCUGCCAGCCUGCCAACUCAUCCCACUUGCAGCUACAUCCUCACUGGCUCUCCCAGGCUUCCCAGCCCCUCCUCUGGGUCAGUCCUGAAGCUCACCUCUGCCAACUCCGCUCCUUCCUCUGGGGUCGCUUCAGCUGGAAAGCCACCAGGACUCAUGGCAUCAGCUCAGUGGGGUCUGGGAGAAGGGCUUGGAACAUUAAGGGAGAGAGGGAAGUUGAUUCUUGGACCCUAAGAAGCUCUGGAAAGCUGGAGGCCUCUGGCAGCAGAGGUGGGCACACAGGCCUAGAUUGACACCCUGGGUUUAGAGUUGACAUUUGCUGCAAUUCCACUGGAAAGCGAUCCCCACACAGGCCAGUGGUUGCCAGGCUGCCUGAGGUCUCCUGUUGUUCUCUGAGCCAUAAACCCAGAGAAGAAUUACUCAUUAACAAGCAGAAAAGAAUUAAUUUGUUAACAAGCAGGAACGCUGCCGAAGGAUCAAAAUUCAGAAGCAAAGAGAGAAUUCCUGACUGUUGGCGAUGGCACCACCAAAAAGACUCUUUAUUGCAGAGAUAUUUCUUGAGAAGGUCUGCUUUGUGCCCACUCACAAUACUGGGUCCUGGGGAUAUAUAGCAGGACAGACUUCAGCUUGUCUCUGCGUGGAAUCUGCACAAGGGAACCAGGGUGACAGAAAGCAAGCCAACAAGAAAACAGACAUAAGGCAGUUACAGAUGGUAAUAGUGCUUCCAGGGAAAGAAGGGGUCUGAGACAGAAUAACAGAUGAGGGGCCUCGCCUGAGAAGCCCUUCCUGAGAUUGAGGGGCAAGGAAAGGCCUUUAACAAGAGGAGAGGGAAGCGGAAGUCAGAAGCUGCGAGAAGGACGGCAGAG
Capra hircus (goat) is the source of this 2234-nucleotide messenger RNA. It is a transcript of the gene ALAD, whose product is annotated as aminolevulinate dehydratase. NCBI's taxonomy places the organism in Eukaryota, Metazoa, Chordata, Mammalia, Artiodactyla, Bovidae. The transcript is spliced from 12 exons. The record is from RefSeq and is a predicted model, not a curated record. Gene Ontology annotation, biological process: heme biosynthetic process. Gene Ontology annotation, cellular component: cytosol. Bases 222 to 1220 code for a protein of 332 amino acids. Gene Ontology annotation, molecular function: porphobilinogen synthase activity; zinc ion binding.